UAUGUAACCUUCACAUAGCAAGGGAGAUAAUCAAUAUGGCAGCUUCCAUGGGUACUCCAAAAAUGAAUCAGCUAAUUAAGAAACGGGAAGAAUUGGAAGCUGAAAUUAAAGCCCUCAAUGAAGUUCUUGAUUCCCAAAAGUCAGUAGGUAUGGAUGGUCCACUCGUAGAUUCUGAAGGGUUUCCACGAUCUGACAUAGAUAUAUAUUCUGUAAGACAUGCUCGGCACCAAAUUAUUUGUCUUCAGAAUGACUACACUGCUCUUAUGACUGAGAUUGAGGAGGAGUUAUACAGGAUACAUGCAGAGGCCCGCCAAUCAAUGGCAGACCAGCCAGCCAGCCAAUCAGAGCAGUCCUCAAAAGUGUUCGAUGACUUGGAGGAAAGGUCAAGGCUGCAACCAUUUGGGAAUGUGAUGAGCGUCGAUGAAGGGUCGCCUGCAGAUUUAGCAGGUUUGAAGGUGGGCGACAGCGUGAUCAGAUUUGGUUCACUGACUUCGCAAAACUUCCAAGGUCUACAAAAUAUUGCAGCAAUAGUUCAGCAUAGCAUAGAUAAAAGCAUACCGAUCACUGUAGUGAGAGAUAAUGCAGAUGUGCAGUUGUCCGUAACUCCUUCAAGAUGGAAACCUGACAAAGGUUUAUUGGGGUGCAAUAUAAAACCUGUUACAAGACGAUAAGAUCCUCCAGAAUUCUACUCAACUGUUCAUACCACAUUUCCGAUUAAUAAUGAAAACCCACUGAUGUUUAAACAGCAGAUAAACAGGGAUGGCAGUCCAUAAUAAUUUCUAUUGCCCAAUGAGUUAUGUAAUGUGUAUGUAAUUAGAACAAUUUCCAAUCUGUGAAUGUUUGGAAAGAUCUAUAGUCAAAAUGUGUAUGUUAAUGAAACUAUUGCCCAUAUGUACAUGUUUGGAAAGAUCUAUAGUCAAAAUGUGUAUGUUAAUGGAACUAUUGCCCAUAUGUACAUGUUUGGAAAGGUCUGUAGUCAAAAUGUGUAUGUUAAUGGAACUAUUGCCCAUAUGUACAUGUUUGGAAAGGUCUGUAGUCAAAAUGUGUAUGUUAAUGGAACUAUUGCCCAUAUGUACAUGUUUGGAAAGGUCUGUAGUCAAAAUGUGUAUGUUAAUGGAACUAUUGCCCAUAUGUACAUGUUUGGAAAGGUCUGUAGUCAAAAUGUGUAUGUUAAUGGAACAAUUUCCCAUCUGUAUAUGUUUGGAAAGGUCUAUAGUCAAAAGGUACAGGGUACUGCUAAAAGCUAAAAUUUUCUGAUAAAAUGCUUAAUCCAAGUAAUUGUUUAACAUUGUAACUUAUUGUCAGUUAUGUAUUUAGCAAAGUGUUUUCAUUUGGGAUUGAAUAUUUCACUCUUCCUGGGUUGACCAGCCAAGAGGUGCUGGAUGGUGUUACAAAAAACACCAUCCUUCUAUUUUGCUCAAGAUCUUUCCAAUGUGUACUUGUUGAUUUGUUCAUGCUACUAUUUUACAUAAAAUUUGCAAUACAAUAAUGUUAUUCAUUUUAAACCCUGCUAUUACUAAGAAAGAAUGUUGAAUUACAUUUUCCAGGCUUGCUAAGGCUAAAACUUGUCCUUAGCAAAGUGAUUUACUUCCUUUAAAUUCUAUUUAUUCAUGCUAUUUAUGGAAAAAAGUUGAUACUAGAUGCAUUAGCAUGCAAAUGAGAAUGGCAGAGUAAGCCUAGAAUAUCAACUUCAUUACAUGUGUCUACAAAUGUGCCAUAGGUCCACAAGUACCCCACGAGACAUUUGAUUAAAUGUAUGCACAUUUUUUUCUUGCAUUUGUAACAUUAAAAAUUGACAUGACUUAUAGCAGGAUUUCAACUAACUAGCUGAACUUGCAUUUAAUAUGAGUAACCAGUAUGGUACUAUAGGACUCCAAUAUUUUUGUGGCACAGACAUUAAUAUAUAUUAAUUUGUUUUUUAACUAAAAGCGAUUUCAACCAAUUUAAACAUACCUCACUCAUUAAUUUGUUACGGUCUCGUUAAACUUGUGCAAAAUAUGCACAACAAAAAACUGCAGGCAAUUAUGGGACGCAAUUCAGGCGUGAAAUUUAUGUUAAUGAAGUUCAUUAGCAACAGGUCAAUGUUGUCAAGAUGUAUCACUUCAAAAAUGUUAAGAGUUUUUUUCUCAGGAUUUGCAGUGACAUGGGUCUUUGUGGAUUGCAUAUAACAUUAUUUCCCAUAUAACAAAUCACAAAGCAAACAAACAUACAACAAAUCACAUUGUUUAUUGUCUUUAAUUAAUAACUUCAACAGUAAACAAUAUUCAUGAUGCAAGUACUUCAAUAAGCAAUGAACUAAGUUUUUGCAAUAAGAAAUAAUUUGAACAGUAAACAAUUUUCAUGAUGCAAGUACUUUAAUAAGCAAUGAACUAAGUUUUGGCAAUAAGAAACAAUUUGUCAAAUAGUAUUUCUUUUUAAAUCCUAUAAAAUACUUAAAGAUUCUGUAAAAGUGGGCGCAAAAAGUGAUUGUCCCACUGUUAAGUAUGAGACUUUUUUCUUUAAUACAUUGUGUCUACAUCUGCUACAUACUACAUUCUAGCUUCAUUUCUUGUUUAAUUUUAAAACAAUAACAUGUUCUAUGCCAAGGGAGUACAAUUGUUAUAUGUCUGAUUAAAUAAAUUUAAGAUACAUGCACAUAGACAUAUUGUAUGUGACUUGACAUGGUUUACAGACUUUGUAAAGAACCUUUCUCAUUUACAAUACAGUUCAAUCAGGUUAUAUAUGUACAACAUUUUAUAUGAACAAUUCAGUGUAAUUAAUUUUACAUUCUCUUUAUGUGUGGUAAACUAAUAACAUUAGUUAUUUGUAACAAAAAAUUUCAUUAAUGAAAUGUGGGUUAUCAAAAAAAGUUAUGAAUUUGUAAUUGCAUUUUGUAUGAAUGUAACGAUAUGAUUAUGAACAUACUGAUUAUUAGCAAAACAUAUUACAACUGAUACCGAAAGGUAACGCAUUUAAUUUGCGACAUUGAAUUAUAACCCUGGGGUCAAAACUGGCCACGCCCUUUGAGUCCUAUAGUUAGAAGACUUAUAUAGGAACAUGAAUUAACAAUCAUUUCCACUUAUUCAAAUGGUGAAAUGGUCUAAUAUUUGAUAUUUAACACUGUAAGGCUGUCAUGUUAAAAAUUGUACAAAUUUUUCCUCUGGGGUCAGAAUUGACAACGCCGCGUGGGUCAAAUGUCUCAUUUUUACAUUAUGCUACAUAUGCCCUUCAUCCUCUGGAGGUUAUGUGUCAAAACAUAACAAAUACUUCAGCUUAAUAAAGAUAUUAUCUUUAAGUAUUAGGAAUUCAAGUACAAUAAAACAACAACAAGUAUUUAAGUGAUUUUCAAUCAAGAAAAAACUAACAUAGUCAACUAGAUGAUGUGAAUCUAAAUAUUAAAACUUAAAUACAUGUAUACCAUUAUUCUAAAACAGCAAAUAAAACAAGAGGGCCUGAAAGGCCCAAAGUCGCUCACCUGAGAUAACAAGAUAUUAUUGGGACAAAUCUUCUGACCAAGUUUCAUGAAGAUUGAA
Dreissena polymorpha is the source of this 3512-nucleotide messenger RNA. RefSeq names its product 26S proteasome non-ATPase regulatory subunit 9-like. The coding region runs from base 36 to 671 and encodes 211 amino acids. Gene Ontology annotation, cellular component: nucleus; cytoplasm. The transcript has 7 exons. NCBI's taxonomy places the organism in Eukaryota, Metazoa, Mollusca, Bivalvia, Myida, Dreissenidae. Gene Ontology annotation, molecular function: protein binding. The record is from RefSeq and is a predicted model, not a curated record. Gene Ontology annotation, biological process: proteasome regulatory particle assembly.